Messenger RNA from Penaeus indicus, 1707 nucleotides. It is a transcript of the gene Spx, whose product is annotated as splicing factor 3B subunit 4-like. The coding region runs from base 101 to 1555 and encodes 484 amino acids. The transcript has 4 exons. Gene Ontology annotation, cellular component: nucleolus; U2 snRNP; U12-type spliceosomal complex. The record is from RefSeq and is a predicted model, not a curated record. Gene Ontology annotation, molecular function: RNA binding. Gene Ontology annotation, biological process: positive regulation of mRNA splicing, via spliceosome. NCBI's taxonomy places the organism in Eukaryota, Metazoa, Arthropoda, Malacostraca, Decapoda, Penaeidae.
CGACGUUUGUUUAUCUCCCGAGAAGCAAACGGUGACACGCUGACUACACUAUGGAUUUAUUGUAAAAGAUCGGGAUUUCUCCCUUUAAAACGGAAGUACGAUGGCAGCUGGGCCCAUUGCUGAGCGUAAUCAAGAUGCCACCAUCUAUGUGGGCGGCUUGGAUGACAAGGUGUCCGAGGGGCUGCUGUGGGAGCUGUUUGUGCAAGCAGGCCCAGUCGUCAAUGUCCACAUGCCAAAGGACAGGGUCACACAGCAGCACCAGGGGUAUGGCUUCGUCGAAUUCAUGGGCGAAGAGGAUGCCGAUUAUGCUAUAAAGAUUAUGAACAUGAUAAAGCUAUUUGGUAAACCUAUACGAGUGAAUAAGGCUUCAGCACACCAGAAGAACCUAGAUGUUGGAGCAAACAUAUUUAUCGGUAACCUGGACCCAGAGGUUGAUGAGAAGCUGCUUUACGAUACAUUCUCAGCCUUUGGCGUUAUUCUACAGACACCAAAGAUCAUGAGAGACCCAGACACAGGCAAUUCCAAAGGCUAUGCCUUUAUUAAUUUUGCCUCCUUUGAAGCAUCUGAUGCUGCCAUUGAGGCAAUGAAUGGCCAGUAUCUGUGCAACCGGUCCAUCAGCAUUUCAUAUGCAUUCAAGAAGGACAGCAAGGGGGAGCGCCAUGGAACGGCCGCAGAACGUCUUCUGGCUGCUCAGAACCCUCUCUCACAGGCAGACAAGCCUCACCAGCUGUUUGCCGACGCACCUCCACCACCCACACAGUCAGCACCACCCCCACCUGCACCCCCUCCUCCUCCAGCAUCUUCAGGGGUGACCUCAAGUGCACCACCUGGAAUGUCCGUUCCACCCCCGGGUAUGCUUGUGCCCCCUCCUCCUCCUGUGCCUCCCCCACCUGGUACAUCAGCGUCUGUGCCACCCCUGCCCAAUGCGCCUCCCACCACAUCAGUACCUCCACCACCAGGGUCUGCCCCACCAUUACCCCCUAUGCCCCCACCCCCCUCCAAGCCUCCCCUUCCAGGACAACCACCCCUUCCCCCCUCAGGUCCUCCUCCAGUAUCAGGUGGGAACACAGGAAAUUCCGGUCCAGUACCUCCCUAUGGGUAUCCUCCCCGGCCUGGCAUGCCACCCCCACCAUGGCAGGGAGGGCCUGGGAUGCCCCCUCCCCCAGGAAUGCCUCCACCAAGACAUGGCCCACCAGGCAUGCCUCCUCCUCCAGGAAUGCGUCCACCUCCUCCUGGCUGGAGACCACCUCCUCCUGGAGGUCCUCCUGGACGUCCACCCUUUGGAAGGCCACCCUAUCCACCUCGAGGCCCUCAUGGACCCCCACCCAUGCCAGGAAUGGGACCUCCCAUGCGUGGGGGGCCCCCUCUUCCUCCAGGCCCACCUCCAACGGGGGGCCCGAUGCCUCCUGGUCCUCCUCCACGACCUGGCAUGCGACCCCCUCCUCCUGGAGUGCCUGUGUCAAGUGGGCCGAGUGGACCUCCUCCCCCAGGGAUGGGACCCCCUCCUCCGCCAAGACCACCCCUGCCCCCACCACCUCCAGGGGGUGAGAAGUGAUCAGGAUGGCCGUGUGGCAUAGCUCAUAUCACCAGACUUUACCUUCUCUUUGCCAUCAGGAUAAAUAUGAAAUGUAUUUAGAGUAAGAGCUUAUAGGGUUUUCUUUUCUAUUUCAAUAUUUUUUUUGUGUAAAAAAUUAAAAUGAUAAUAAA